AUGGCCUCAUCAGGAAUUGUUAAGCUCGCUUGUGUGGUGCUCAUGUGCAUGGUGGUGGCUGCACCCUAUGGCGAAGCGGCCAUAUCAUGCGGCACGGUGGCGAGUGACCUGGCACCAUGCAUCUCCUACCUGAGGGGUAUUGGCGGUCAGGUGCCGCCACGGUGCUGCACUGGAGUUCAGUCCCUCUACAGAGCAGCUACGACUACUGCUGAUCGCCAGCAAGCUUGCAACUGCAUGAAAGCUGCUGCUGGCUCUGUCAAAGACAUCAACCUCAGUUUGGCCGCUGGUCUCCCCGCCAAAUGCAACGUCAACAUUCCCUACAAGAUCAGCCCCUCUACUGACUGUGCCAAGGUGCAGUGA
Messenger RNA from Ilex paraguariensis (yerba mate), 360 nucleotides. Lineage: Eukaryota; Viridiplantae; Streptophyta; Magnoliopsida; Aquifoliales; Aquifoliaceae. The record is from the annotation of a GenBank genome assembly.